Messenger RNA from Mesitornis unicolor (brown roatelo), 2662 nucleotides. RefSeq names its product protein tyrosine phosphatase, receptor type, K (gene PTPRK). Lineage: Eukaryota; Metazoa; Chordata; Aves; Mesitornithiformes; Mesitornithidae. Gene Ontology annotation, biological process: protein dephosphorylation. The record is from RefSeq and is a predicted model, not a curated record. The annotation marks the transcript as partial. The transcript has 20 exons. Gene Ontology annotation, molecular function: protein tyrosine phosphatase activity.
CAGCUUCUUUUCUGAUUCGUUUAGCAGCAGCAACAGAAGAACCUGAGGUGAUUCCAGAUCCAGCUAAACAGACAGAUCGAGUGGUGAAAAUAGCAGGAAUAAGUGCUGGAAUUCUGGUAUUCAUCCUGCUUCUCCUUGUUGUCAUAUUGAUCGUCAAAAAAAGCAAACUUGCAAAGAAGCGCAAGGAUGCCAUGGGGACCACCCGCCAGGAGAUGACACACAUGGUGAAUGCGAUGGAUAGGAGUUAUGCUGACCAGAGCACUCUGCAUGCAGAGGAUCCCCUUUCAAUCACAUUCAUGGACUCUCAUAACUUCAGCCCCAGAUUGCCCAAUGAUCCACUUGUGCCGACAGCUGUGUUAGUGCCUAUUACUGAUGAAAAUCACAGUGCGACAGCAGAGUCCAGCCGUCUCCUGGACGUCCCUCGUUACCUCUGCGAAGGCACAGAAUCCCCGUACCAGACUGGGCAGCUCCACCCUGCUAUCAGGGUGGCUGAUCUGCUGCAGCAUAUUAACCUAAUGAAGACCUCUGACAGCUAUGGAUUUAAAGAGGAGUAUGAGAGUUUCUUUGAGGGGCAGUCAGCUUCUUGGGAUGUCGCUAAGAAGGAUCAAAACAGAACAAAGAACCGCUAUGGAAACAUUAUAGCAUAUGACCACUCCAGGGUGAUUUUGCAACCUGUUGAAGAUGAUCCAUCUUCAGAUUACAUUAAUGCCAACUACAUAGAUAUUUGGCUGUACAGGGAUGGAUAUCAGAGACCAAGUCACUACAUUGCAACCCAAGGUCCAGUUCAUGAGACUGUGUAUGACUUUUGGAGAAUGAUAUGGCAGGAGCAAUCAGCUUGCGUUGUGAUGGUCACAAAUUUAGUGGAAGUUGGGAGAGUCAAGUGUUACAAGUACUGGCCUGACGACACAGAAGUUUAUGGGGACUUCAAAGUGACUUGUGUAGAGAUGGAGCCCCUUGCGGAGUACGUCGUCAGAACCUUCACUCUGGGAAGGAGGGGCUACAAUGAAAUCCGUGAAGUUAAACAGUUUCAUUUCACUGGCUGGCCAGAUCAUGGAGUUCCUUACAAUGCCACAGGCCUGCUUUCCUUUAUACGGAGAGUCAAAAUAUCCAACCCUCCUAGUGCAGGGCCUAUUGUUGUCCAUUGCAGUGCUGGUGCUGGACGGACAGGUUGUUAUAUUGUGAUUGAUAUCAUGUUAGAUAUGGCAGAAAGAGAAGGUGUUGUGGAUAUCUACAACUGUGUCAAAGCCUUACGGUCCCGUCGCAUCAACAUGGUACAGACAGAGGAGCAGUACAUCUUUAUUCAUGAUGCCAUUCUAGAAGCUUGCCUGUGUGGAGAAACUGCCAUUCCUGUCUGCGAAUUCAAAGCUGCUUAUUUUGAUAUGAUUAGAAUAGACUCUCAGACAAACUCUUCACAUCUCAAAGAUGAGUUUCAGACCCUGAAUUCUGUUACCCCUCGCCUGCAGGCGGAGGACUGCAGCAUAGCCUGCUUGCCAAGGAACCACGACAAGAACCGCUUCAUGGAUAUGCUGCCACCUGACAGAUGUCUGCCUUUCUUAAUUACUAUUGAUGGGGAGAGUAGCAACUACAUCAAUGCUGCUCUUAUGGACAGCUACAGGCAGCCAGCAGCUUUUAUUGUCACACAACAUCCUUUACCAAACACUGUGAAAGAUUUCUGGAGAUUAGUGUAUGACUACGGCUGUACUUCUCUUGUGAUGUUAAAUGAAGUCGACUUAGCACAGGGCUGCCCGCAAUACUGGCCUGAGGAAGGGAUACUGCGCUACGGUCCCAUCCAAGUGGAAUGCAUGUCGUGUUCAAUGGACUGCGAUGUCAUAAACCGAAUUUUCAGGAUAUGCAAUCUAACAAGACCACAAGAGGGCUAUCUGAUGGUGCAGCAAUUCCAGUAUUUGGGAUGGGCUUCUCACAGAGAUGUACCAGCUUCCAAGAGAUCCUUCUUGAAGUUAAUUCUUCAGGUUGAAAAAUGGCAAGAGGAAUGUGAAGAAGGGGAGGGCCGGACCAUCAUCCAUUGCCUAAAUGGCGGUGGCCGUAGCGGGAUGUUCUGUGCCAUCGGCAUUGUGGUUGAAAUGGUAAAAAGGCAGAACGUGGUGGACGUUUUCCACGCUGUGAAGACUUUGCGGAACAGUAAGCCCAACAUGGUAGAAACUCCGGAGCAGUAUCGUUUCUGCUACGAUGUUGCGCUGGAGUACCUGGAAUCCUCUUAGUCUGAAUGGAUGUGACAAAGUUCACCAAAUACAUGAAUCUCAAUAAGCUGUUUUGACAACAGUUCUUGAUCCUGUGAAGAAAGAUUUUAAGGGAAGAGGGGGGUGGGAGGGAUUUUAAAUUUUAAAUGCAAAGUAUUUUUCUUAUGAAGUUGUGUAUCUUAAUAAAAGAACUCAAUCUGUUUCUAUGCUUGUAUACAGUAUCAACAUUUAGUGCCACAUCAAUACCAUUUAAUGAAAAACAGAGUCAGAAGAGAUUUGCGCAAAUUAGGACUUUUCAGUGUUUGUAUAUGCAGCUGUCUCUCAAUUACAGUAGAGCAACCAUCUGUUGCAUGUAUCAAUAUUUCCUAUGUGGUAUUAAUUUUUUCUUUUUUUUUUCUUUUGAUACAUUGGUAAAGUACAAUAACAGUGCAAAUUGAUAGUAAGGUUCAUUCUUUAUAAGUUUC